Molecule: messenger RNA, 441 nt
Organism: Brassica oleracea var. oleracea
Lineage: Eukaryota; Viridiplantae; Streptophyta; Magnoliopsida; Brassicales; Brassicaceae
Exons: 1
Coding region: 1-441 (146 amino acids)
Source: RefSeq, a predicted model, not a curated record
AUGUGGGUGGCGAACUACGACAAACUACCAACAAGAUCACGGCUCGCUGGCUGGGGAAUGUUCGUCUCUGCGGAAUGCGCCUUCUGUUCUAGAUUUGAUGAAACCAGAGACCACCUUAUGCUAACCUGCGAAUAUACCACUCAAGUCUGGAAGGAGGUGCUUCUCAGGUGCCAAUCGACUUCGACAUUGCUCACCAACUGGUCUGAGCUGUUGUCUUGGAUCAGAUCAUCACAGUCCAAGAAACUCACUUUGAUACGAAAGUUGGCUACUCAAACCACUAUCUUCCAUCUUUGGAAACAAAGAAACAACCUAAUGCAUAACCAGACAUCGACCUCACCAGAAUCUGUCUUCUAUGGCAUUGAUAAAGACAUGAGAAACAUUAUAUCAGCUAGGAGAGUUAGUAAGCAUUUUCAUUCGAUCAUGGCGAUGUGGCUGAGAUAA